AUCAAGGGAAAGGGUAAACAGAUAAAACAUGUAGUACUCGUAACUGGCUCAUUGGUGGCUUAAUGUUUGCGGAGCCAUGUAUGUGUAAACACAGUUAUUAAAUUAAACUCACAGUGGGCAUAGAAUGUAUGCAUAUGCCAUCCCUGGUGAUUUUGGGUUAAAUUGAGAGGUUUCAAGUUAUGCAGACUUUGCUAUUUGAAGAACUGCUCAUUUGAAGUUGCACAGAGUUUGGGAUUUGAUGAACUAAUUUUUCAGUCUGAAAUGGAAUUUUGACUCAAAUCAGACUUUCAACCAGAAUUGGACAUAUAGCUCAAAUCAGAAUUAAAAUGAGAGCUUUCCUGAAAUGAAAUUUCAGUUCAAAUGAAAAUUAAUCAGACAAAGUUAGAGCCUUUGACCCACAUCAGACUUAAAGUGAGGUUUGUAAGUUCCAUGGAGGGAAUUGAGAAAUUAAAAAUCAUUUUUUGAAAAUGCCAUGGAAAAAUCCAAAGAAAAGAGCUUUAAGGCAAAGUAAGAGAAGAGCAAAAAAGAAACCAGAAUAGGCACAGGCUAGGAGGUGAGCAGAUGCUGUAAGCCACAGAAGAUCAAGUUUCUGAAACACCAGAAGAGGCACAAGCCAGGAGAGAAGGAAACACUGCCAGACAAAGGAGCAAGAGCAUGUCAGACAUCAGAGCAAGGAGAGAGGCAAAUGCAGCAAGGAAGAGGUCAAGAGCCGCAGAGGAUGAUAGUCAGACUUCACUAAGGAGAGACACAGAUGCUGCAAACCACAGAAGAGCAAGACCUUUGGAAACACCUGAUGAAUGACAUGCCAGACAGCCAUUAAUGGAAACCAGAGAGUGCAUGAUUCAUACUGCUGUCAUGGAGAAUGUGCAUGACGUAGAAUCACAUAGUGAUGGUACAAUAGAUUUCAUUGACAUCAAGGAAGAAAACCUUGAAGAAGACAUCAGUGAUGUCCAGGGAGUUAAAGAAGAGAUUGCUGUUGAUGUAAAUGAGGAGAAUGACGAAUCAGAUGCUUUGGAAGACACUCUUGUUGAGUCUAAUGAACCAAAUGCUAUUUUCAUAAAGACUGAGGAGGGGGUGACUAGAAAACACCAAAGUCCUUUGUGGAAGGCUGUAAGGAAUCCUGGCGAGGAAGAGGAGGAGGAGGACUCAGAGGUUUUGAUGUGUGAGGAGGAAAGAGACCCUCUGUUUUCAGUGAAAGUUAUUGCUUGGGAUUGUGAAAAAACAUGCUCCUCGAAUGGUAAUCAGGCAACAAUCAAGGAAAAUAAAGAAGUUGCUGAUGAAGGGAAACGUUUUGGUUGCGAAGUUUGUGGCAAGAAGUUUAUGUACAAGAGCUGGCUGCUGGAUCACACAAGAGGACACACAAAAGAGAAGCCCUUUAGCUGCAAUGUGUGUGGCAAGUCAUUCACCUGGAAAACGGAUCUGAUGAAACACACAAGGACACAUACAAAAGAGAAACCAUAUAUUUGCCAGACAUGUAACAAAAGCUUCUCUGAGAAAGGUACUCUAAUGUGUCACAUCAGAGUCCAUACAAAGGAGAGGCCUUAUCGUUGUGAGAUAUGUAAUAAAGAUUUUUCCAAUAGAGGUAAUCUAGUGCAACACACCAGAGUACACACACAGGAGAAGCCUCACGGCUGUGAAGUAUGCAGUAAGGCAUUCUCAGUGAAAAGUAAGCUUCUGAUACACAUGAGGGUACAUACAAAGGAAAAACCAUAUUGUUGUGAGGUAUGUAAGAAAGCCUUUGCUGUGAAAUAUAAUCUAGUGCAGCACAUCAGAGUACAUACUCAAGACAAGCCGUUUCACUGCGAGGAUUGUAGUAAAUCAUUCGCAUGUAAGCGCUAUUUAGUGAAACAUAUGAGAUUACAUACUUAGAAGUGUAGCUCUCCACCGGUAGCAGGCAUAAGGGUGUGGGUGUUGGUAACUAACUCGCUCACAUACUAACAAACAAAUGCACAUGCACACACUGACGCAUACGAUCACACUCAAAUAAGUGCACACGCUCACACACACACAUGCGCGCGCGCACGCACACACACACACACACACACACACACACACACACACACACACACACACACACACACACACACACACACACACACACACACACACAC
This is a messenger RNA of Penaeus chinensis, 2111 nucleotides long. RefSeq names its product zinc finger protein 32-like. NCBI's taxonomy places the organism in Eukaryota, Metazoa, Arthropoda, Malacostraca, Decapoda, Penaeidae. Gene Ontology annotation, molecular function: RNA polymerase II cis-regulatory region sequence-specific DNA binding; DNA-binding transcription factor activity, RNA polymerase II-specific. The transcript is spliced from 2 exons. The record is from RefSeq and is a predicted model, not a curated record. Gene Ontology annotation, biological process: regulation of transcription by RNA polymerase II; central nervous system development. Bases 820 to 1869 code for a protein of 349 amino acids. Gene Ontology annotation, cellular component: nucleus.